Didymosphaeria variabile is the source of this 1179-nucleotide messenger RNA. RefSeq names its product spindle assembly checkpoint kinase (gene IPL1). Bases 1 to 1179 code for a protein of 392 amino acids. The transcript has 3 exons. Gene Ontology annotation, biological process: protein phosphorylation; mitotic spindle organization; regulation of cytokinesis. NCBI's taxonomy places the organism in Eukaryota, Fungi, Ascomycota, Dothideomycetes, Pleosporales, Didymosphaeriaceae. Gene Ontology annotation, cellular component: spindle pole centrosome; chromosome passenger complex; spindle microtubule. Gene Ontology annotation, molecular function: protein kinase activity; ATP binding. The record is from RefSeq and is a predicted model, not a curated record.
AUGGACGUUACCAACCUCGAGGCCGCUUUCGAGCGCAUUACUGUCAAUGACGAGAACGACGACCAUGCUACUUAUCACAAAGCAAAGGCUUCUGUCGCCACCGUAUCGUUAACUGGUCUCUCCGCCUCACAAUCAGCCGCAAACCGAAUGAAAAUGCCACUACAGAAACUCGCUGCAUCGAAUUCAGCAAAGAUAGUCAACGGGAACAUUGCAAAGGUCACAGUAACAGCCUCAUCAACACAACCCGGCGGGAACCCAGGACACCGCCGCACACUCACGGAAUCUGCACUUUACUCUCAGUCCACUACUACUAAGCAAUGGCACUUGGGCAUGUUCGAGAUCGGAAAGCCUCUUGGAAAGGGCAAGUUCGGGCGUGUCUACCUAGCCAAGGAGCGCUCGUCAGGCUUCGUCUGCGCGCUCAAAGUCCUGCACAAGAACGAGCUACAGCAAGGCAAGGUCGAAAAGCAAGUGCGCCGCGAGAUCGAAAUCCAAUCUCACCUCGCACACCCCAACAUCCUCCGACUUUUCGGCCACUUUCAUGACGCUAAACGUAUCUUCCUCAUUCUCGAGUUCGCCGGUAAAGGUGAGCUCUACAAGCAUCUGCGCCGCGAGCAGCGCUUCCCCGAGCCAAAAGCCGCACAGUACAUCGCGCAAAUGGCCGCCGCCCUCAAGUACCUCCACAAGAAGCACGUCAUGCACCGGGACAUCAAGCCGGAGAACAUCCUCGUAGGUAUCCACGGCGAAAUUAAGAUAUCCGACUUUGGUUGGUCGGUCCACGCGCCUAACAACAGGAGAAACACCAUGUGCGGCACGCUCGACUAUCUCCCACCAGAGAUGCUGACGGGAAGGGGCAAAGAUAACUUCUACUCUGAAAAGGUUGAUCUGUGGAGUUUGGGUGUGCUGACAUAUGAGUUUUUGGUGGGAGAGGCGCCGUUUGAGGAUACGCAGGUUAUGACGCAGAGGAAGAUUGUACGGGGGGAGUACACUGUGCCUAAUUUUGUGAGCCCUGAAGCAAGAGAUCUGAUCAAGAAGCUACUGGUCCUAGAUCCAGAGAAGCGUAUCGCCCUCGAAGACGUCGAGAGGCACCCCUGGAUCGUCAAGCACUGCAAGGGUAGCGAGCGGGCGUACGACCGUGCCUCAGGCGGCAAGUUCCGCAGCAGCUCGGAGCGAGAGAGCUGA